UCAUUCACCAGGAGGCGCUUCGCAUCUUCUAUCAGCUGAUUUUUCCUUCCUAAACUCUCUGCCGCACGUGUCUACUUUCAUAAUAUAAUAUAUCGCGCGAAUCUCUUUAUGAUCAUGGACGUCAAGUUAUUCGUAUGUUACAAUUGCGUAUAAUUUUUCUUCUAAUAUUUUCUUUUCUUAUUGUAUUCUCUAAAGAAGUAUUCGUGGUAUGUAAAUAAUAUAAUUUCAAAACUUUAAAAAGUAACAAUUGAUACAUAUAACAGUAUACAAUAUGUCAACGUCAGUCUCAUUACCACAAAAGAAAUAUUAUAGACAACGUGCUCAUUCCAAUCCUAUUGCGGAUCAUUGCAUAGAAUAUCCUAUAAAACCAGAUUUAAUGAAUUGGAGCACAUUUUUUCCUCGAUACUUUUCUAACGAUGAAGACGAUGAAAGAAACAGGGAUAUUAUUCAAAGGCAUGUAGAAUUUGCUGAUAUUGGUUGCGGUUAUGGAGGCCUCCUUGUUACUUUAUCGCCAAUGUUCCCUAAUAAUUUAAUACUUGGUAUGGAAAUCAGAGUUAAAGUAUCAGAUUAUGUAACAGAUCGCAUAAGUGCAUUGCGAUCUCAAAAUCCAGGACAAUAUGAAAAUAUAGCUUGCUUAAGGACCAAUGCUAUGAAAUAUUUACCCAAUUACUUUCAUAAAGGACAGCUAAAGAAGAUGUUUUUUCUAUAUCCAGACCCACACUUUAAAAGAUCAAAACAUAAAUGGAGGAUAAUAAAUAAAACCCUUCUAGCUGAAUAUGCAUAUGUCCUUGCAGAAGAUGCUAUCAUAUAUACAGUAACUGAUGUAAAAGAUUUACAUGAAUGGAUGGUACAUCAUUUUGAAGAACAUCCAUUAUUUGAAAGUAUUCCUAAAGAAGAAUGGGCUAAAGAUCCUAUAGUUGAGAAACUUUAUGAAAGUACGGAAGAAGGCCAAAAAGUAACAAGAAAUAGAGGAGAUAAAUUUUUAGCUAUAUUUAAACGAAUUGCCGAUCCAAAUGUUAUAAAAACAAGCUAACGUACGAUACACUAUAUAUCUGCUAAAAUAAAUAUCAUUUUUUAUAUUGAGAUCUAAAUAAUUGAUAAAUAUUAAUCCAUAAAAGAAACUCUAAAUUGUUUGAGACGAUUUCUUAAGAUAUCAUGAAAGUCAUCCUCAAUUUUAUCAUUUGCUUGUAAUACGGGUAUUAGUUUUGUAUCGUUUAAGUGCCUGAUAUCUUUUUGCAUACAUAAAUGUUCAGUUUCCAAAUGAAAUUCUUCGUGUAUUAUAAAAAAUAGCAUCUAAAAAUAUUGCAAAAUAAAAUUAAUAUAUGAAAAA
Messenger RNA from Vespa mandarinia (Asian giant hornet), 1330 nucleotides. RefSeq names its product tRNA (guanine-N(7)-)-methyltransferase. Gene Ontology annotation, molecular function: tRNA (guanine(46)-N7)-methyltransferase activity. Lineage: Eukaryota; Metazoa; Arthropoda; Insecta; Hymenoptera; Vespidae. Gene Ontology annotation, biological process: RNA (guanine-N7)-methylation; tRNA methylation. The record is from RefSeq and is a predicted model, not a curated record. Gene Ontology annotation, cellular component: tRNA methyltransferase complex.